GAAGUGGGGCCCGGCACUGCGCCCAGCCACCCCCUGCCGGCUUCCCCACGCGAGGACGCGCGCCCCGGCCCAGCCAUGGCCCCCUGGCGCAAAGCGGACAAGGAGCGGCACGGCGUGGCCAUAUACAACUUCCAAGGCAGUGGGGCCCCCCAGCUCUCCCUGCAGAUCGGCGAUGUGGUGCGAAUCCAGGAGACCUGUGAAGACUGGUAUAGGGGAUACCUCUUAAAGCACAAAAUGUUACAGGGCAUUUUUCCUAAAUCCUUUAUCCACAUCAAGGAAGUGACAGUGGAGAAAAGAAGAAAUACUGAGAACAUCAUUCCCGCAGAAAUUCCUCUGGCACAAGAAGUGACAACGACACUCUGGGAGUGGGGGAGCAUCUGGAAACAGCUCUAUGUGGCCAGCAAAAAGGAGCGUUUCCUCCAGGUCCAGUCCAUGAUGUACGACCUCAUGGAGUGGCGGUCCCAGCUUCUCUCAGGAACUCUGCCCAAGGAUGAGCUGAAGGAGCUGAAGCAGAAAGUCACAUCCAGAAUUGACUAUGGCAACAAAAUCCUUGAGCUCGAUCUGAUUGUUAGAGAUGAAGAUGGAAACAUCUUGGAUCCUGAGAACACCAGCGUCAUCAGCUUGUUCCACGCACACGAAGAGGCGACCGAUAAAAUCACAGAGCGUAUCAAGGAAGAAAUGUCAAAAGACCAGCCCGACUACGGAAUGUAUUCCCGCAUCUCCUCGUCCCCCACUCACAGCCUCUAUGUCUUCGUGAGGAACUUCGUGUGCAGAAUUGGGGAAGAUGCCGAACUCUUCAUGUCUCUCUACGACCCCAACAAGCAGACGGUCAUAAGCGAGAACUACCUGGUGCGAUGGGGCAGCCGGGGCUUCCCGAAGGAGAUCGAGAUGCUCAACAACCUGAAGGUGGUCUUCACGGAUCUUGGAAAUAAAGACCUCAACAGAGAUAAAAUUUACUUGAUUUGCCAAAUAGUCCGAGUUGGGAAGAUGGAUCUUAAGGACACUAACACGAAGAAGUGCACGCAGGGCCUGAGGAGGCCCUUUGGGGUGGCAGUGAUGGACAUAACAGACAUCAUCAAGGGGAAAGCAGAGAGCGAUGAAGAAAAGCAGCACUUCAUUCCUUUCCACCCGGUCACAGCUGAGAAUGACUUCCUACACAGCCUGCUGGGCAAAGUCACAGCCUCCAAGGGGGACAGUGGAGGGCAAGGUCUCUGGGUGACGAUGAAGAUGCUGGUGGGUGACAUCAUUCAGAUCCGCAAGGACUAUCCACACCUAGUGGACAGGACCACCGUGGUGGCCAGGAAGCUGGGCUUCCCAGAGAUCAUCAUGCCAGGGGACGUCAGGAACGACAUCUACAUUACUCUCUUGCAAGGUGACUUUGACAAGUACAACAAGACCACGCAGAGGAACGUGGAAGUGAUCAUGUGUGUGUGCGCGGAGGACGGCAAAGUGCUGCCCAAUGCAAUUUGCGUGGGAGCUGGGGACAAGCCCAUGAAUGAGUAUCACUCUGUUGUGUACUAUCAAGUCAAACAGCCACGCUGGAUGGAAACAGUGAAGGUGGCUGUGCCCAUUGAAGACAUGCAGAGGAUCCAUCUGCGAUUCAUGUUUCGACACCGGUCAUCUCUGGAAUCUAAAGAUAAAGGAGAAAAGAAUUUUGCCAUGUCCUACGUGAAACUGAUGAAAGAAGAUGGGACAACUCUGCAUGAUGGAUGCCAUGACUUGGUUGUCCUCAAGGGGGACAGCAAGAAGAUGGAGGAUGCCAGCGCUUACCUGACUCUUCCUUCUUAUCGACACCACGUGGAAAACAAGGGGGCCACCUUGAGCCGAAGCUCCAGCAGUGUUGGGGGGCUCUCCAUCAGCUCCCGGGAUGUGUUCUCCAUUUCCACUCUGGUGUGCUCCACAAAGCUCACCCAGAAUGUGGGCUUGCUGGGUUUGCUGAAGUGGCGUAUGAAGCCUCAACUGCUACAGGAGAAUUUGGAGAAGUUGAAGAUUGUGGAUGGAGAGGAAGUGGUGAAGUUUCUCCAGGACACGCUGGACGCACUCUUCAACAUCAUGAUGGAGCAUUCUCACAGUAAUGAGUAUGACAUCCUCGUCUUUGAUGCUUUGAUCUACAUUAUAGGGCUCAUUGCAGACCGGAAGUUUCAGCAUUUCAACACGGUUCUGGAGGCCUACAUCCAACAGCAUUUCAGUGCCACCUUGGCUUACAAGAAAUUGAUGACAGUGCUGAAGACUUACUUGGAUACCUCCAGCAGAGGGGAGCAAUGCGAACCGAUCCUAAGAACUCUGAAAGCGUUGGAAUAUGUGUUCAAGUUCAUUGUUCGGUCGAGGACAUUAUUUUCACAGCUUUACGAGGGCAAAGAACAGAUGGAGUUUGAAGAAUCCAUGAGACGGCUCUUUGAAUCCAUCAACAACCUGAUGAAAAGUCAAUAUAAGACCACGAUCCUUUUGCAGGUGGCAGCUUUGAAAUACAUCCCAUCUGUCCUCCAUGAUGUGGAAACCGUCUUUGAUGCGAAGUUACUCAGCCAACUCCUGUACGAGUUCUACACCUGCAUCCCUCCCGUGAAACUCCAGAAGCAGAAAGUGCAGUCCAUGAAUGAGAUAGUCCAGAGCAACCUCUUCAAAAAGCAAGAGUGCCGGGACAUUCUGCUUCCUGUCAUCACCAAGGAGCUGAAGGAGCUGCUGGAACAGAAGGAUGACAUGCAACACCAGGUCCUGGAGAAGAAGUACUGCGUGGAAUUACUCAACAGCAUCCUGGAGGUCCUCAGCUGUCAGGAUGCGGCCUUCACCUACCACCACAUCCAAGAAAUCAUGGUCCAGCUGCUUCGCACGGUGAACCGCACAGUCAUCACGAUGGGCCGGGAUCACGCUCUGAUUAGUCACUUUGUGGCAUGUAUGACAGCCAUCCUAAACCAGAUGGGUGACCAGCACUACUCCUUCUAUAUUGAGACGUUCCAGACCAACUCUGAACUUGUGGACUUCUUGAUGGAGACCUUCAUCAUGUUCAAGGACCUCAUUGGCAAGAACGUGUACCCUGUAGACUGGAUGGCGAUGAGCAUGGUUCAGAACAGGGUCUUCCUGAGAGCAAUCAACAAGUUUGCAGAAACCAUGAACCAGAAGUUCCUGGAGCACACGAACUUCGAGUGCCAGCUGUGGAACAACUAUUUUCAUCUGGCGGUGGCUUUUAUCACUCAGGAUUCUCUGCAGCUGGAGCAGUUCUCGCAUGCCAAGUACAACAAAAUCCUGAAUAAGUACGGGGACAUGCGACGGCUCAUCGGCUUCUCCAUCCGCGAUAUGUGGUACAAGCUCGGCCAGAACAAAAUCUGCUUCAUCCCAGGCAUGGUGGGACCUAUAUUAGAGAUGACACUUAUCCCUGAGGCUGAGCUCCGGAAAGCCACCAUACCAAUCUUCUUCGACAUGAUGCUGUGUGAAUAUCAAAGAAGUGGGGAUUUCAAAAAGGUAAAAAAUGAGGCCAGAAACUCACGCCAGCAUCCCUAAUCCCCAGCCCAUUUC
Molecule: messenger RNA, 3510 nt
Organism: Microcebus murinus (gray mouse lemur)
Lineage: Eukaryota; Metazoa; Chordata; Mammalia; Primates; Cheirogaleidae
Source: RefSeq, a predicted model, not a curated record